UCCUCAGUAUCCGUACUUCCUUCCUCUCCUGCUCCCGAUCUCGCAGGGACACACACUACCAUUUCAGCUCGCAAGCAAGCUUGAAACCGACCGAGUCAUCAGACCCCUGUCGGAAUUCAGAGCUCCCGGCAUCGCUGAGUCUUCUAAUGCCCUGAAAUUCUUCCGGUUUCGGCUCCGAUCUGUUGAAGCUAUUGGAGCCGCUCCAUGGGCGAAAGCUGACCCUGAAGGCUAGUUUCAUAUCGGAACAACACCUCGUUGCCUUCAAUUUCGAGCCUGACGAUGUCGAGGGACUCGUCGACGAGCUCCUUCUUUGCUCCCAAGAGGAGCUCGCAGUUCGAGAGCCAGGAGAACGAGUUCGAGGCCUCGAGGGGGUCAGCCCUCCUCCGGCCUCCUCGGACCCCUCUGAACUCGAUUCCCGAUCCUUCUCAAUGCCAGAAGGAGACCCCGGACUUGGAUUUGGAUUUCAGGCGGAAGUUCGAGGCAGCACGAGCUCGUCGGUUGUCGGAGAAGAGAGCUGAAGUUUUCGACAUCGCUGGUGCAAAUGCUGGUUCCAGCUAUUCGACUCCUAAAGGGUCGAGCCGAGGUGGUAAGGCGCAUGCAGAGUCGACCUCAGCGCAGAGCACUCCAGCUAGAACUGGCCCGAGAGUGUCGCUUGGUGGGCCCAGAGGCAGCCAGUACAAUGGCGGUAGGGGUCCGAGCUUUUCCUCCAGGGACUCCAGAGGGAGUCACAUCGCAAAUGCUGAAUUUUCAGUGGAAUGUCCGCAUUUCGAGCUCGAAGAAGAUUCUUCCUUUUGGAGAGAUCACAAUGUGCAGGUUUUCAUACGGAUUCGGCCGCUGAGCAACUUGGAAAAGGUUUCUCAAGGGUAUGGGAGAUGCUUGAGACAGGAGAGUGCGCAGACCCUGGUGUGGCUCGGUCACCCCGAGACCAGAUUCACCUUUGAUCACGUUGCAUGCGAGACAAUCUCCCAGGAUAAACUGUUCAGAGUUGCGGGGCUGCCCAUGGUGGAGAAUUGCUUGUCGGGAUAUAAUAGCUGCAUGUUUGCUUAUGGUCAGACAGGCAGUGGAAAAACUUAUACAAUGAUGGGUGAAAUUAAUGAGGUUGAAGGGAAGCUUAAUGAAGAUUGCGGGAUAACUGCUCGGAUAUUCGAGUAUCUAUUUGCAAGGAUUAGAGCGGAUGAAGAGAGCAGGAGGGAUGAAAAGCUAAUGUACAGCUGCAAGUGUUCUUUCUUAGAGAUAUACAAUGAGCAAACAACUGAUCUCUUGGAGCCAUCCUCAACAAAUUUACAACUUAGAGAGGACAUGAAGAAAGGGGUUUACGUUGAGAACCUUACGGAAUAUAAUGUAAGAACUGUCCAAGAUGUUGUCAAGCUUCUGUUACAGGGUGCUGCGAACAGAAAAAUGGCCGCAACCCGCAUGAACGGCGAGAGCAGCAGAUCCCACAGUGUCUUUACUUGUAUUAUUGAAAGCAGCUGGGAGAAAGAUUCGAUGAAUCACUUUAGAUUCGCCAGAUUAAACUUAGUCGAUUUAGCUGGUUCUGAGAGGCAGAAGAGCUCUGGUGCAGAAGGGGAUCGGUUGAAGGAAGCAGCAAACAUAAACAAAUCUCUAUCAACUCUCGGAUUGGUGAUAAUGACGUUGGUGGAUUUAGCCCAUGGUAAACAGAGGCAUGUUCCUUACAGAGAUUCUAGGCUCACAUUCUUACUUCAGGAUUCACUAGGCGGGAAUUCAAAAACAAUGAUAAUUGCAAAUGUCAGCCCAUCUAUUUGUUCAGCAAAUGAAACACUCAGCACUUUAAAAUUUGCUCAGCGUGCAAAGCUUAUCCAGAACAAUGCUAAAGUGAAUGAGGAUGCGUCAGGGGAUGUAACUGCCUUACAGAGACAAAUCCAACAAUUGAAGGGCCAGUUAUCAUUUCUAUUGGAGCAUCAUAACCCUCCACGGUCUCUGCUGGAAGGUGCUCAAGCUUUAGAAAUUUCCAGCCUAAGUGACUUGCCAGAGGAAUAUUACUCUUCAGGAGACAGAGUAUCAAAAUACCCUGAAAAGAGAUGGAGUAAGAAGAAUAUUAAAUUCUUGGCGGGCAAUUUGGCUAAUUCUUUGAGGAAAGAAAGGAAUAAAGACAAGGAGCUCGAAACUUUGAAGGCUGAAAUCAAACACAUGAACUUUCUGGCACGUGAAAAGGAAGAGGAUGCCCAGCGCACCAAUGCAAUCCUAAAGCUUCGCGAGGAGAAAAUUCAAAGACUCGAGAUGUUUGUGAAUGGAAAAGUUUCUGCUGACAAACAUCUUGUGGAAGAAAACAAGGCUUUAGUGGAGGAGAUUCAACUGCUUCGAGAAAGAAUUGACAGUCACCCGGAAUUGAUCCAGUUGACUUUGGAGAAUAACAGACUUCUCCAGGAACUUCAAUUGUACCAAAAUUUUUAUGGACGGGGCGAGCGCGAAACAUUGCUGGCUGAAAUUUCAGACUUGCGCUAUCAGCUUCUUGAGGUGCUAGAAGGGAAUGCCGCCAUCUACGGGGACAUGGCUUCUCAGGAUCUGAUGGACUUGCAAGAAUGCCAGAGAAUGAAUUUCCAGCUAAUUAGGGAAGUAGAAGAAUUACGCAAGGAACUGCAGAAAAGUUUGCGCUGCAGUCGAAGCACUUCCAACUCUCAGUUGGAAGUUAUAUCUAUAAGGAGUAACUCAGAAGAUGAAAUGGCAUCAUACACCCAAGGAGAUGACAGUUCUGAGCAAAACAGAGUCAGUCAGAGUUAUAGCAGCUCUUUAGAUAUGCGGUACAGUCAAAUUGAAAAGGAGUUGAUGGAUGCUAAGGACUUCAUCGAAGCAAUGGAAGCUGAGGAGUUUCGUCUUAACAAGGAACUGCAGCGCACACAGGAGGAAAAUGAGAGAUUCAAGGCGAUGUUAGAGAAAAUAGAUCAUUUAGAUGGACGACCUUCACAUGAACCUGGUAACAAAUCCUUGGAUUUGGUUGCGCUAGGAAACAAAAGCACGGGCAUUAUGGGGGAAAGUGAAGAAAGGGAAAGGAUGGCUAUGAAAGCCAGGUUAGAUAGAAUUGUGCAUGAACUUGAGGAGGUCACAUCCCUUAAUAACCAGUACGAACAGGAACGCGCAUCACAGCUAUCUCACCAAAAACAAGUUGAACUGGUCUGUGAACAGGUUGAGAUGGAGACAACCAGAACAAUUGUUCAGUUACAAGAAGAGGUUGCCACCCUUCAACUAGAGCUUCACGACAAAUUAAGUGCCACGACCAAUGAAAAUUGGAGGCUGAGGGAGGCAAUUGCAGCUCAACAGGAGGAAAUGAGAAUGCUUAGUGCAGAUUGGGAAAAUGCUACCUUGGAAUUGACAAAUUUUCUAUUAGAUGGUUCCAGGUCCCUCAGAGAUGUGUCCAGACAUAUAGCAAGUAUUGCCGGCUCGUUUCCGCAAGCUAAUGCUUCUAUUGGCAUAUAUGUUGAGAAAGCUGCCAUAACUUGCAUCGAGAAGGAAGAAACAAAAGUGCUGCUGCAAAGGAGCUUGGAAGAUGCACAAAAGACUGUGCUGGAAAUGGAGCAGAAACUUGGUUCCUUGAAAGGGGCAACAAUUGCUUUAAGCGAAUUCCAGCAUUUGACUAGUGAAGAAAGCACCGAGGAGACAUUAGACUUAAAUAUACAAUUGCAGGAGAACAAAAGUACCAUCAAGAUGCUAGAGGAUCGAGCUGCUGAAGCUGAAAGACAUAUUUAUGCUGCAUUUCUGGUUGUAAAAUGGCUUUCUGAUCACUAUGGGAUUGCACAGAGGAACAGUAUUAAGGGGGAUACUGAACGAGGUAGUCUUUCGAAAGUGGUUUGCUCCUAUGAAAACAGAAAUCAUAGGAUUCCUCAAAUGAAGGAUGACUCAGAUUCUCUUGCAGUGGAACAGCUUGCUCAAGCCAAGAUGGCAAGGCCAGGAGCAUCCAGGUCUAAGGAAGCUAGUGAAGAGUGUUAUGGUGGAAGGGAAAUCUUUAUUUCAGCUCCACAAACAGAUACUCCUGACGAAUUCGAUGAAUGUGGCAGUUUGGUUCGCAAUAUGGAAAGGGAAGCUUCUGACAAAGGCUUACAGUUGAAGAAAUUGAGAAGAAACCGUGGUGCUGUGGAAUCAUUUUCAAGGGAUGACUGCAGCUUUCUGAAGAUUGAAAAUGAAAGUCAUGUGCUUCAUCAAAUAAAGGAUGAGCUAAGAGAAACUAAUCAUAGACUGAAUGCUAUAAAAGGUUGCAUUGACAUGACAUUUGGAUGCAAGUCUAUGGAUGAAGAUUUGGUUGAUCCAUAUGAGUUGAGUGGCAGCUAUUCCAUGUCAGCUUCCGACUCCGACAAUAUUGCUAUGGAAUGUGAAUCUAGUAGUUCUGAUGAUGCAUGCUCAUCUAACUCAGAGUCUGUCAAACAGCUGAAGCAUUCUGAAUUGCAGAGCCAAAGGUAUUCACAGUCUGAUAAUUCACAAAUGCAACCUGAUAAGUCUUCUCAGAGUCCAUUCUGUACUGACACUAUAGUGUCCUUGAGAAAGGAACUAGGGAAUGCAUUUGAUUCGUUUAACAAGCAAUAUGUGCGAUUAGCUGCAAUUUUUAAUGGGAUAGUCAAAGGAGGAAGUCCCUUUGGUAAAGAUAUGAACUCAGAGGUUGUGCUCUCUAAUCAUAGCCUAAAAGCUGGAGCAUGGUGUGACAUUGGUGGAGAGGAAGCUGCCCGUGAGAAGUUUCAAAAUGCCAACAACUUCUUAAUGAGACUCGAAGAAACCAGCAGUACAAUCAUAGAGGCUAAUCUGAUGUUAAAUGAGUUGACAAAAGCAAAUGAAAAUGCGAAAUGUUUGACAAAGACAUGGAAGCAAACUGGUGAGGCCCUGAUGGUAGAGAGAACCAGUUUGCUCGAAGAAGUUGAGCGCCUCAAAGCUUCUUUAAACCUAAAAAAAGAAGAAAAUGAGCUACUCAAAGAUACUUGCCAUCACGCUUUCAUUGAGAUUGGGGACUCGCUUUCUUUGCUCGAAGGAUGCUUUAAACAAAUCCAAAGAGAUGUGGAUGGGAUGUUUAAGGCUGUGCAUGCUGAUGUUAUGUCUAUGAGAUGGGAUAUACUGGAAUUCCUUUGUAGCUCAAAGUCAUCGAUGGAGGAUCUGUACUCUGAGAUAAUGGAGAAAAGUUUUGCUAUGUUUGUGGUAUACCAGUGCCAUGUAGAGCAUAUUAUCAGCAAGUUCCCAAUUUUCAGUCUGGAAGCGGGAAUCCAACCAUUUGAACGUCAAGAAAGGCAUCAGGCAGGGCAACAUACAAUUUGCCUUGAGGGCCAGAAUGGACCUACUUUUUCUGGCGAGGAUGGAUCAAAGUAUAGGGAUCACAGUGAUUCACUGAGGAAGUUCUACAGAGGAGAUGUGUAUCUACAUCAGAAUGACCUGACAUGUGACAAUUCUUCUUUAAUCAAAGAAUUGGAAAGGAAAGAAGUUCUAUUGAAGGGCUUGCUCUUUGAUUUUGGAUUAUUGCAAGAAUCAGCUUCGAACACAAAGAUGAAACUCGACGAGUCUGAAAAGCUGCUUCUUUCUUUGAGCACGGUUGAAAAAGAACUCGACGUCAAGACAAGCCAACUCGAUGAAAUGAUGGUUCUCCAUAGGGAUCUAGAAGAUCGUUUGGCAGGUGCAGAGAGGGACCUAAACAUAUCAGUGUCAGAUCUUGAACAGGCAAAUAGAACAGUUGAUAUAUUGUCUGGACAAAAUGUAGAGUUGAGGGCUCUUCUGAAAGAUCUGUACUUAAAGAAAUUUGAAGUUGAGGAACAACUAGAUGAACAGAAGGAGGCUGUAAAAGGUUUGGAAGAGGAGGUUCUACACUUGACUUCCCUAAUGGAUAGAAAGGCAGUCUCUUCAGUAGAAAGCAAAGAGAAUGAACUGAAAUUGAUUUCCAAUGAGAGAGAUCAGCUCCUUGAAGAAGUUCGCUCCCUGAAUAACAAACUUGAGCUCGCUUAUGCAUUAGCAGACGAAAAUGAAGCUAUUGCUGUUGAGGCUCGGCAGGUGUCAGAAGCGAGUAAAAUGUAUGCUGAGCAAAAGGAAGAGGAAGUAAAAAUUUUAGAGCACUCUGUUGAGGAGCUUGAGCACACAAUAAAUAUGCUGGAGAAGAAGGUUUAUGAAAUGGAUCAAGAUGUGGAAAGGCAUAGACAGGUAAGGGAUACCUUGGAAUUGGAACUUCGAGCUUUACGGCAAAGGAUGUCAACCUUUGAAGAUUUCCGAGGCAGUUUUGAUUUAGAAAGCACAGACAAUGCCUGCUUUAAAGAUGGAGUACUUGGGAAAGCAUAUGGUACACCGACUGAACUUCAGGAAGCGCAUAAACAAAUUAAACUUUUAGAAGAGGAAAGAGCAGAACAGGAGAGAGAGAUCAAACGAUGCAAAGAAUACAUCUCUGAGGUUGUAUUGCAUUCUGAGGCCCAGGCCUCCCAGUAUCAACAGAAGUACAAGGCGUUGGAGGUGAUGUUUCAUGAAGUGAAUGCCGAUCAAUCAAACCCGACGACAAGAGGCCCCUUAUUCGAUAAGAAUGAAAAAUGCUCAACUAGGACAAGAGGUUCCAGCUCCCCCUUUAGAUGCAUAUCAAGUAUAGUCCAGCAGAUGAACACGGAGAAGGAUCGGGAGUUGUCAAUGGCGAAGCAACGAAUGCAGGAACUAGAGGCACUUGCUGCCAGUCAGCAGAAGGAGGUAUGUAUGCUGAACACAAGGCUCGCUGCAGCAGAGAACAUGACACAUGAUGUCAUUCGAGAUUUACUCGGAGUCAAAUUAGACAUGACUAACUAUGCAAACUUCGUAGAGCAGCAUCAGGUGCAGAAAUUGGUGGAGACAGCAUUUCAACACAGGGAGGAUCUCCAUGCAAAGGAGCAAGAAGUACAAAAUUUGAGGAAGCAGAUAGAAGAUCUUAUUGAAGAAAGGGAAAGCUCUAUAACGGAAGCAAAUAGGAAGGAAGCAGAUGUUCUUGCUACUGAGAUAAAUCUGGAGCAGCUUCAACAGCGGGAUCAGCUGCUCUCUGCUCAGAAUGAAAUGCUGAAGGUUGAUAAAAGCAAUCUAAAGAGGAGAGUUGCAGAAUUGGAUGAGAUGGUGAAAGCACUUCUUGUAACACAGAAUGCUGAAAAGCCCUUCCAGCAUAGAUCCAAUGCUAAGGAGAGUAGCUUAUCGAGAGCCGGUAUCUCAGAUCUCAAUAGGAGACUAGCCCAGUCCGAGAAGCUCCUCAACCGUGCCAAUGAUGAACUCACUCGCCACCGGAGUCCCAGUAGCUCCUAUUUACAAGACAGAACUCAUGGAAAUGCAGGAAGCAGAAGGCUCAGCUCUGUCAGCAAAGAUUUCCAUUAAUGGUUCAGCAUCUCUUGAGGUGUGCUAUUUUCAACCUGUGCACAGAUAGGAGUCAUGGGACCUUCCCUGUACUUGUACGUUAUUUCCUCUGAACUCAUAGAAGGUGAACUUCCCACUCAGAUGUAUAUCCAGAGGUCUUCAGAUUUGCAUUCAGUACUCUGAACUUUGGCCUUCCGAUUAUUUGAUUCUUCAGUCUGCUGGUGUGUGCAUUCAAUUCAGAUACUUUGUAUAUAAGCACUUCCUCUUUGAGAGCAAGUACACCAUUGGCGAUAAUAGAUUGAAUACACGUGGAAAGAAUGGGCAAGAGAUUGUUCUCACUGAA
Punica granatum (pomegranate) is the source of this 7615-nucleotide messenger RNA. Lineage: Eukaryota; Viridiplantae; Streptophyta; Magnoliopsida; Myrtales; Lythraceae. The record is from RefSeq and is a predicted model, not a curated record.